AUGUCUCAUUUCUCUACACCGUCUACAUUGCAACAAACAUCAAGAAUAAUAAAUAAUCAUAAUGAUGAACGUUCUUUUCUAAAACAAAAUUAUUCUCCAGUUCGUCAUGCAGUUCGUAAAUUUGAUAUGAUUGAAAAAUCUAAUGGUUUAUCUUCAGCAUUUCUACCUCCUCGUCCACCAGUAAUACGACCACCACCACCACGUCCUCCUAUAACUGUUCCAAUCAGAAAUAAUCAUGAAAAUGAAACUUCUACAUCAUCAAUAAAUUCAUCAAUUCAUUCAACAAAUAGUAACAAAAUAAUUAGUUCAAAACCAAUAGAACGAAUAAGAUCACGAUCACAAGAAAUAUCAACUAAGAAUUCAUCAACGAAAAUAAUUUCUCCUCGAAUAUCAAAAACAAAAAAAAAAUCAGAACCAAAAAAUCGUCCUCGAAGAGCACCACCACCAAUUCCAUCAACUACUAUCGAUUAUUCAAAAGUUAAACAAAAUGUAAACAAUGAUUCAUUUUAUGUAAAUAGUAAUAAUCAAUUUGAUCAAUAUCAACAUGAAAAUGAAGAAAAUGAUUUAUAUGAAUUACAAUAUGAAAAUGAUAUUGAAGAUUUCGGAAAAUUUAUACCUUAUACUAAACCAGUUGUUAUUUCUCAAGAACUUCCAAUAUCAUCAUCAAUACAAACUCAUAAUAAUAUUCGAACAAAAAAUGUUCAUCGACAACGAGAUGAAAAAUCAAAAAAUCAAUCAAGAAAUACUGAACUUGAAAGUGAUAGUGUUGGUUUAGAAAUACCUUCACCAAUUCCAGCAAAUCGACGAAAUCUUAUGACUCCUUAUGGAGAAGAAUAUAACCGUCGUAGUAAUUCUCAAAAUGCACCAUUUACUAUUACACAAUAUGAACGAAAUGAAAAUGAAGAACAAAAUGGAAAUAAAUUAGUUCAUUCUUCUAAUCGUCCACCUCCACUACCACCACCACUACCUCCACCAACUUCUGCUCUAGUAUAUCGUGCACAACAACGACGUGUUAUUCAUGAUGAAACACAAACAUAUACACCUAAAAGAUUCUUACCAAUUUCAAAUUUUGUGAUGGAAACUGGUGCUUUACUUGUUGUUUUUAUUCUUUGUAUGGUACUUGUUUUAGCUAUACGAGAAGAUGAAUCAAAUCUUCGAACAACUAUGCAGAUUGCUUAUAGUUAUGUUUAUCUUGUUUCUAUUGUAUGGAUGGUAUGGUGUACGUUUGAUAUAAUUAAAUUUCGUCGACAAUGGAGAGAAUUAACAGCACCUGCUCAUAGUAAUGAAGAAUAUAUGGAUAUAACUGAACGUCAUACACAUAAAAUGUUUUAUUUUCCUGAUAUUCAUAAUACUGGUGGAUUAUUUAUGAGAAUUGGUGCCGGAUUAUUUUGUAUGGGUACUCUAAUUUUAACUGUGAUUGAAUUAGCAAAAACAAUUGCAACAGGAAGUUCUCCAAACACUCGUUCUUCACCAGUCGUUUCAUAUCCUUCAUCAGUUGUAGUAACAAAAUCAAUGACUUAUGUACUUCGAUUUUUUUUUCAUUGUGUACAAUUUACAUUUUUAUUUCGAUAUGGAAAUAUUGUAAUUAAUCGUUAUCGUUAUAUAGCUAAAAUAGGUCUUAUUCAUUUAAUAAUUGCUAAUUUUUGUACAUGGUUUGAAGUUACAUGGAUAGAUGAUAAUAUUACUAAUAAUAGUUUGACGAAUAUUAUUAAAGAAAUGUCUGCUACUACUCAAAGUGGAACCGGUCUAAACAGAAAUACACUUGAUAUUAUAAAACGAAUUGAAUCAGCUGUAAAUGUUUAUUUAUAUCCAUGUUUAAUAGAAUAUAGUCUUAUAUCAUUAACUAUAUUCUUUCUUAUGUGGAGAAAUGUUGGUAAAACUCGAGAACCAUCAUUUUUACGUUUUGGUGAUCGUCAUAUAUUUACAGUUAAUUGUGCACGUGCAUCACGUGGUUUACUUAUUGGUGGUAUUAUACUUUUAUUAACAAUUUUAACACUUAUACCAACAUAUCUACUUGAUAAUGAUGCAAUAACAGUAACACAUAUAACUGAACUUGUUCUACUUAUUGUUUCAUUAUUUAUUGUUUGUAUGUCAUUUAUGCAUACAACAAAACUUUAUCAUAAUCCAAAUGGACAUGUUGAUGCAUUUGAUCGUGUAUUAAUAUUAAUAACAACAUUUGGUGAUUUUGCAUAUUCAUUUUUUGGAUUAUUUGCAUCAAUAUUUGUUGUUCGACCUAAAAAUGAAUUACCAAUUGGUAUUGAAAUAUCAAUUGGAUUUUUAGCUAUACUUCAAACAUUUUUACAAACAGGUUUUAUUUUGGAUACAUUAAAAAGACAUGUAAAAACAAAAAUUGAAAUUAGAAAUAAACCAGGACGAGAAACAAUUACAGCUUUAUUAUUAAUAAAUCUUGCUAUUUGGUUACAUGAUUCAUUAUCGGCAAAAAAAGUAAGAUUAAAUCCCAUACAAGUAGAAUAUUAUGAUGCUGGUACAUGGGCUAUUAUUCAAGCAUUUACAUCACCAUUAUCAAUAUUUUAUCGUUUUCAUUCAAGUGUAUGUCUUGCUGAUAUUUGGCAAGAAGUUUAUAAUGAUAAUGGAAAUAAUGAUGGAAGAAGAUCGAUAGGACAAUAUGAAAGACAACGUUCAUUGAAUAUGAAUGAUAUUCAAGAUUCUGAACAUUAA
Molecule: messenger RNA, 2679 nt
Organism: Rotaria sp. Silwood1
Lineage: Eukaryota; Metazoa; Rotifera; Eurotatoria; Philodinida; Philodinidae
Source: the annotation of a GenBank genome assembly